UCGUCUUAGAUGCAUGGCAUGGCGCUCAGCCUCGUCUUAACAGCUGACAACCAAAAGAAUUGGAUGACGACGAGGUGAUGCUCUCAUUUGCGAAGCUUUUGCGAAAGUGUCAUCGGGGACGAAAGCGACCAUCCGCUUAUCGCACCAGUCGCUCAACACCGUUACUCUCCACGCGCUUGCGGCCUGUGACUCCCUCGAGAGCUGCGCCAUCGAUUUGACAGCGUAGAUAGACAACGCCGACAAGCGUCCAUCCACCUCCAGCUGUGACUUUUGCGAGCAGCGCGUCCAGAUGCCGACGACCAUUCGCGUCAGUGGUCAAGCUCAGACCACGCACAAGGCUGAAUUGGCAACGCUGAAACUUCAGAUCCGCUACGAGCACGUCAGCAAGGAGGAGGCGAGCGCUCAAGUCAGAAGAACAGCUGCUCAGCUCUCCGGCAUUCUCUCCGAUCUGGCACCCAAGGAUCCGAAUGGCGCUAUUGCUCUAACCGCGCCGGUCGCGGCGUGGAGUAUGGAGAGCUUGACAGUCACCCUUCCUUGGUAUGGCAUCGAUGACGAUGAGGCAAAGCGCAAGAAGCGCAAGUCUGUAGCUCAGACUGCGGUGGAGGCCACCUUUCGGGACAUUGCCAAGCUUUCAGACAUCAUCACGACAGUCUCUGCCAUUCCGCACGUCUCCUUGCAGAGGGUAGGAUGGAAAUUGACUAAAGCUACGCGAGAUUCCUCGCAGAGCGAUCUGCGUCGACGAGCAGCGGGAAAUGCGAGGGUGAAAGCCGAGGAUUACGCCGCCGCGCUGGGCUGCACUGCUUCGCUGAAAUGCGUGGAGGUGAGCGACUUCAAUGCUAGCCCCGGGUGGGGAGCGGCGCGCACGUAUGGAGCGCCCAUGAUGGCAAGAGGAGCGGUUCCAGGCUCUCAGCCCCAGGCUCCAGAUAUUGAGCUCAAGCCGGAAGACAUCGAUGUCAGCAUCGAAGUGCAGACUGUAUGGGAAGCCGAAUAGCUGAAGACUGUUAUCGCUCCCUCCAGAGCCCCGGCUCGCUUGGCCAGCGCAAAAGUCCAGUGGACAAUCUUCGGGGCGUGCUGGAAGGCACGCUUUUGAAGAACCUGUGCCUCCCCGAUCGCGUCGAAGCUAAGCUAAUGCAGUCUGCCCUUCUGAGCUUGUCCUCUGCAAUGCAAUACGAAUCAUGGGUAGUGCACCUUAACGUUCAGGACUGACAGAUUUGCUCUGCUCAACCUCGCUUCUUCUCCUGCUCGGUGAGCGCCUUCUCAAAAUCGGUCCUAGGUCGAACUUUUCCAUUCGCCAUGCGCUUCAGCUGGGGAAGAUUGAGCGGCCAUCCAGGCUGAGGGUUCUUAAUACGUCCAGAGAUCUGACGAAUCAGUUUCUCGUAUGCUGGAGCGUUCGCAACAGGGCUUGCCUCCUUUGCCUUUACAAAGGCAGGUGAAGGGCUGGCAGAUUUCCACAAUGGUGAUCGUGGAGUCUCGGG
This is a messenger RNA of Ceraceosorus guamensis, 1475 nucleotides long. RefSeq lists its product as hypothetical. Gene Ontology annotation, cellular component: external side of plasma membrane. The coding region runs from base 290 to 991 and encodes 233 amino acids. Lineage: Eukaryota; Fungi; Basidiomycota; Exobasidiomycetes; Ceraceosorales; Ceraceosoraceae. The record is from RefSeq and is a predicted model, not a curated record. Gene Ontology annotation, biological process: DNA damage response. The transcript is spliced from 3 exons.